Molecule: messenger RNA, 1713 nt
Organism: Homalodisca vitripennis (glassy-winged sharpshooter)
Lineage: Eukaryota; Metazoa; Arthropoda; Insecta; Hemiptera; Cicadellidae
Product: tektin-3-like
Exons: 9
Coding region: 129-1643 (504 amino acids)
Biological process (GO): cilium assembly; cilium movement involved in cell motility
Cellular component (GO): microtubule cytoskeleton; nucleus
Source: RefSeq, a predicted model, not a curated record
AUUGCCUUUAUUUUUGUGUUCUAAAUGGCGCUGUAUUCAAAAGUAUUCAUAACUAUCCAAGUUAUAUAAAAUCAUCAAUCUAAUGAGUAAACCAUUAAACAUUCAAAAUUGUUUCAAGAUAAAUAAAUAUGGGUGCCAAAACCGUAAUGUAUUCUCAACUGCAGCCAUGGAGUGCGGCGGGAGCCCCACCAUGUAUGGAGCAAGUGUCGGGGCCUCUUGUGCCCCUCCGGAUCAGCAACUACUACAAGACACCCCGCCCCCACCCCUGGCGUCCCACCAUGGGCUACGAAAAUGUCGAAGUUGUUCCAUUACCCUCACAACCAGUCACGAAUGCCCUGGUGGACGCAGGUUGUAGUCCUAGAGGAAUGGCUACUGAGCCACUGCGAUUCCCCAACUUGGUGAGUGGUACUGAGCGCAAUCCCGCACAUGCAGCUCGUGCUGCCCUCUACACUCGGUACACACCCUACGAGUGGACCCAGAACAACCUCAACCACUACAAUGAGUCUGAUUCAAAUCGGAACUUUGCAGAGAGACUUCGCUCUGAUGCCGUACGAACCAUGAGAGAGACAGAUGAGAAGACACAAGUGGGACAGCGAGAUGCGGGACGACGCCUGGGUGAGCGGAUUACGGAUAUCACAUUCUGGCGCAAUGAACUGGCCACGGAAUUGGAGCGGAUGAUUGCCGAAAGCAACCUGCUGCAGGACACAAGACGUGCAUUGGAAAAGGCAAGACAGGAUUGUGAACCGCCACUGCACAUUGCACAGGAAUGUCUGUACCAUCGGGAGAACCGGCAGGGCAUUGAUCUGGUGCAUGAUCAGGCAGAACAGGCCAUACUGAGGGAAGUUGAGAACCUUCGCAAAUGUGAAGAGAGACUUAGUGCCUUACACCAGAGGGUGGUUGAACAGCUACGCCAGAACAGAGCGUCACAGCACGAGUUGGAGACAGAUGUGAAGAGUAAGGAAUCUGCUAUUGGCAUAGACAGCAUGUGCCAUCAGCUCAACAACUACUCCCGUGGCAUCAACUACUACGGCGGCAUUGACAAGUUUGAUCCCACUAUAACUGUUCCUGAAACUUGGGCAGAGAAUUCGAACCGUAUCAUCCAGCGGUCACAGGGUGAGCGUGCCAAAUCAGCACAACUUCGCACAGAUGCAGACAAUCUAAUUAAUGAGUGUGCCAAUAACAUCUGGAACAGCUGGAAUACUACAAACAGUGCACUUUCCCGCCGUGCCACUGAAACACUGGAGGCUAAAAACAAACUGCAGAUGCAUUUACAUAAGGUUCAACAAGAGAUAUUUGAUGUGGAGAAGAGUAUAGAACUGCUAAGGAAGGCCAUCAUGGACAAGAGCAACCCAUUGAAAGUAGCCCAAACGAGGCUGGAAGCUCGCAGCCAUCGUAGAGAUGUUGAAUUGUGUCGAGAUGGAGCCCAUACUAGAUUGGUCCAGGAAGUUCAGGAGUUAGGUGACAGUGUGGAGACACUCCACAGGAAGCUGCAGGAGGCAGAAUCACAACAUCAGCAGCUCUUGAGGACAAGGAGUAACUUGGAACAGGAUUUGCACGUCAAGGUCAACUCGUUAUUCAUCGACCGAGAGAAGUGUCUCGGGAUGCGACGCAGCUUCCCCAUCUCUGCCACUAUCAAAUACUGAACUGAACACAAUGCCAUGUUGUGUUGUAAUAUGGAUUAUCAUCAUGUUAAAUUAUUUUGUUCGUCUAUGA